This is a messenger RNA of Caenorhabditis sp. 36 PRJEB53466, 1921 nucleotides long. The record is from the annotation of a GenBank genome assembly. NCBI's taxonomy places the organism in Eukaryota, Metazoa, Nematoda, Chromadorea, Rhabditida, Rhabditidae.
AUGACCCUCGGAUGUGCUAAACUAGACAAGCAGGUGGCCGAUUGGCUCGCCUGGGAUCGCAACGAUCAAUCGAGAGCCGAGAUUCAAAAGUUGGUGGAUGAGAAGAAUUCGGACGGUCUGAAAGCACGAAUGAACACCCGUCUUGUCUUCGGAACUGCCGGUAAACAAACGAAUUCACUCCUAUUGUCAAUGCCUGUGUUUCAGGAGUGCGUGCUCCGAUGCAAGCCGGAUUCGGUCGCCUCAACGACCUGACGAUCAUCCAAAUCACGCACGGAUUCGCCCGUCACAUGCUAAACGUGUACGGAAAACCGGCGACCGGAGUGGCGAUCGGGUUCGACGGAAGAUACAACAGCCGCCGAUUUGCCGAGCUCGCCGCUAACGUCUUCAUCCGCAACGAAAUCCCGGUCUUCCUGUUCUCGGAAGUCUCUCCAACUCCUGUGGUGUCCUGGGCUACAAUAAAAUUGGGUUGUGAUGCGGGACUCAUUAUCACUGCCUCGCACAACCCGAAGGAGGACAAUGGCUACAAGGCCUACUGGAGCAACGGAGCACAGAUCAUUGGACCGCACGACGAGGAGAUUGUGAGAAUCAAGGAGACGGAGCCGCAGCCGAGAGAGGAGUACUGGGAUCUGAGUCAGCUGAAAUCCUCGCCACUGUUCCACUCGGCCGACGUCGUCAUUGACCCGUACUUCGAGGCGGAGAAGUCUUUGAACUUCCAGAGAAGUAUUAACGCAGCUACUCCUCUCAAGUUCACAUACUCCGCUUUCCACGGAAUUGGAUACCAUUACACAAAGAGAAUGUUCUCUGAAUUCGGAUUCCCCGCCUCUUCCUUCAUUUCGGUCGCCGAGCAACAAGAGCCGAACCCCGAUUUCCCGACUAUCCCGUUCCCGAAUCCAGAAGAAGGACGCAAAGUACUGACGUUGGCAAUUGAGACUGCUGAAAGGAACGGAUCGACUGUGAUUCUAGCGAAUGAUCCGGACGCGGACAGAAUUCAACUGGCUGAGAAACAGAAAGAGUUCGUUGUUUUCGGUCACUUUCUCAUAAGUAUUCCUUGAUUUUCAGCGGCGAGUGGAGAGUUUUCACCGGCAACGAAAUGGGCGCCAUCAUUACUUGGUGGAUUUGGACCAGCUGGAGAAAGGCGAAUCCAAGUGUGGACGCCUCCAAAGUGUACAUUCUGAACAGUGCAGUCUCUUCGCAGAUAGUGAAGACCAUCGCUGACGCUGAAGGUUAUUCGCGGAAGUAAUUCAUAUUUGAACUCAUGUUUUCAGGCUUCAAGAAUGAGACGACUCUCACCGGAUUCAAGUGGAUGGGAAAUCGUGCCGAGGAGCUGCGUGCCGACGGCAACCACGUCAUCCUCGCCUGGGAGGAAUCGAUCGGAUACAUGCCCGGACACACUCUCGAUAAAGACGGAGUCAGCGCCGCCGCAGUCUUCGCCGAGAUCGCCGCUUUCCUGCAAACUGAGGGCAAGACACUUCAGGAUCAACUGUACGCUCUCUACAAUCGCUACGGAUUCCAUCUGGUCCGCUCCACCUAUUGGUACGUGCCGUCUCCGGACGUCACGAAGGAACUGUUCGCCACUCUCCGUGCCGAUCUCAAGUUUCCCACAAAAAUCGGAGACGCCGACGUGGCGACCGUGAGGGAUCUAACCAUCGGAUACGACAAUUCGAAGCCAAACAACAAGCCAGUGCUUCCGCUUUCCACUUCGUCGGAAAUGGUCACUUUCUUCCUGAAGAACGGAAACAUCACCACCCUCCGUGCGUCUGGAACGGAGCCGAAGAUCAAGUACUACAUCGAGCUGAUCACUGCUCCUGGAAAGACCCAAAGUGAUCUGGCGAGCGUUUACGCAGAGCUGGAUCAGCUAGAAGCGGACGUCGUCGCUACUCUCCUCCGUCCCAAACAAUAUGGAUUGAUUCCGAGAAAAUAA